AAUUGUCAAAUUCCACGUUUGACCUUAUCCCACACGCACCACAUGUCGCACGUGCCUCCGGUGUGAAGUCUCGAGAUCAUUAUUUCACGCGCACUAGUCAUUUCACCGGCGUCGUUUCUCUCUCUCUCUUCUCACACACACUCUCUCUCUCUCUCUCUCUCCGGAGCCAUGUCCACCACCGGUCUCCUCCGUUUCUCUCUCUACCCUCACACUUCAUCUCUCAACCGCCGCUAUGAGUUCCGACCUCUCCAUCUCAAACGGCGCUCUUCGCUCCGUCCACAUUCGUCGAAAUUGCAUAAUUUCAACCGCGUUUCCUCGAAAGCCGUCGAGUUCAAGUCAUCUGGCGAAAUCCAACUGCAGGAGAAGCCAGCUCAGGAAGAGUUUAGUUCUACCGUGUUGCUUGAUGUGUCCGGAAUGAUGUGCGGCGCGUGUGUGACACGCGUGAAGUCGAUCGUCUCAGCCGACGAGCGCGUUGCUUCGGUUGUGGUCAAUAUGUUGACGGAAACCGCUGCGAUCAAGCUGAAGGAAGGAUUAGGAGAGGAUUUCGCCGGCGUAGCGGAUGAGCUGGCGAAUAGAGUCUCGGCGAGCGGAUUCGACGCGCGGCGGAGGGUGUCGGGGUUGGGGGUGGAGGCGAAAGUGUGGAAGUGGAGAGAGACGGUGGAGAAGAAGGACGCGUUGCUCAUAAAGAGUAGGAACCGGGUGGCGUUUGCUUGGACUUUGGUUGCGCUCUGCUGUGGCUCUCACGGGUCUCACAUUUUGCAUUCAGUCGGUAUUCAUAUCGGUCAUGGAUCAUUAUUGGAUAUUCUGCACAAUUCAUACGUGAAAGGUGGUUUGGCUUUGGGCUCUCUAUUGGGACCUGGACGAGACUUGCUUUUUGACGGUUUACGGGCAUUUAGAAAGGGUUCACCCAAUAUGAACUCUCUUGUUGGCUUUGGGUCGAUUGCUGCAUUUGGAAUCAGUGCGGUAUCGCUUUUCAACCCCGAACUUCAAUGGAAUGCUACAUUUUUUGACGAACCGGUCAUGCUUCUUGGUUUUAUACUACUGGGGCGUUCACUUGAAGAAAGGGCUAGGAUCAAGGCAUCUAGUGACAUGAAUGAGCUAUUAUCACUUAUAUCCACUAAAUCCAGACUUGUGAUUGCUCCCUCUGGUGGAAGUGAUGUCUCUGCAGAAAACGUUCUCUGUACUGAUGCGAUGUGCAUUGAAGUUCCCACAGAUGAUAUUCGGGUUGGUGACUCGCUCUUGGUUUUGCCUGGAGAAACAAUUCCUGUAGAUGGGAAAGUCAUGGCAGGCCGAAGUGUGGUGGACGAGUCCAUGCUUACUGGUGAAUCUCUUCCUGUAUUCAAGGAAAAAGGCCUAUCUGUUUCAGCGGGAACAUUAAAUUGGGAUGGUCCUUUGAGGAUAGAAGCCUCUUCCACCGGAUCAAAUUCAACUAUAUCCAAGAUUGUUAACAUGGUUGAGGAUGCUCAAGGGCGUGAAGCACCAAUUCAAAGGCUUGCAGAUUCAAUUGCUGGCCCUUUCGUAUUUAGUGUCAUGACGAUGUCCGCAGCCACAUUUGCUUUCUGGUACUACAUUGGAACUCAUAUAUUUCCAGACGUGUUGCUUAAUGAUAUAGCUGGGCCAGAUGGAAAUUCACUGCUAUUAAGCAUGAAGCUUGCCGUAGAUGUUUUGGUUGUUUCCUGUCCAUGCGCUUUGGGCCUUGCAACACCGACGGCAAUUCUAGUUGGCACCUCCCUUGGAGCAAAACAGGGUCUUCUUAUCAGAGGAGGAGAUGUAUUGGAACGCUUGGCAGGGAUAGAUUACAUUACUCUGGAUAAAACGGGGACUCUUACUGAAGGAAGGCCUGCCGUAUCAGCUGUUGCAUCUUUAGGUCAUGAAGAAUCAGAAAUACUUAAAAUUGCCGCUGCAGUGGAAAAAACAGCAUCACAUCCACUUGCGAAUGCUAUUAUAGCUAAAGCCGAAUCAUUGAAUUUGAAUAUUCCUAGUACAAGGGGUCAAUUAGCUGAACCAGGUUCUGGGACCUUAGCAGAAGUAAAUGGGCUUUUAGUGGCAGUUGGCAAAUUAAGUUGGGUCCGUGAGCGUUUUCAGCCGAAAACAAGCCUCUCGGAUAUAAAGAGACUUGAACAGACUGCGAUACUUCAGUCAUCAGCAGAGUAUUCAUCAUCUAACUAUUCAAGAACGAUUGUUUAUGUUGGUAGGGAAGGAGAAGGCGUCAUUGGUGCUAUUGCAAUAUCAGACAAUUUACGAUGUGAUGCUGAAUCCACUGUAAAUAGGCUUCAGCAGAUGGGAAUUUGUACAGUCCUCUUGUCAGGGGACAGGGAAGAGGCAGUUGCAGAAAUAGCAAAGACAGUUGGGGUAGAAAAUGAAUUCGUCAAUGGUUCUUUAACACCGCAGCAGAAAUCCGGCGUUAUUUCAAAUCUUCAAGCAUCAGGCCAUCGUGUGGCCAUGGUCGGGGAUGGUAUUAAUGAUGCACCGUCUCUUGCACUUGCUGACGUUGGGAUUGCCUUGCAAAUUGAGGGACAAGAAAAUGCAGCAUCAAAUGCAGCAUCUAUUAUACUCUUAGGAAAUAGGCUAUCACAGGUAGUAGAAGCAAUUGACCUUGCAAGAGCAACAAUGACAAAAGUUCGUCAAAAUUUGACAUGGGCAGUUGCCUACAAUGUUGUAGCAAUUCCUAUGGCAGCUGGAGUACUACUUCCCCAUUUCGAUUUUGCUAUGACACCUUCACUUUCAGGGGGGAUGAUGGCAAUGAGCUCAAUCCUUGUAGUGAGCAACUCACUGCUUCUGCAGUUCCACAAGCCUCAAAAGAAGAAAGAAAAGAGCGAAAACAACUUUUUUUCUCAAUAAAAUAAAAUAUUAUCCGACAGAAGCAGAAUGGAGAAUUUCUUCAAAAUUCAAUUGAUUGAAACAAUAAAAGCGUAUGGCAGGGAGGAAAAGGUUAGAACAAUCUCACCAUGAUGUGAAAAUUCCAACUCUUUGAUGCUAUUUAUAUAAAUAAAUAAAUAAAUAAAAUUGUUUGUACCACUUAAAAGUAGAAAACGUCGAUGUUUAAAAUAAUAUAUUAUAAAUGAAUGGAAUAAGUGUCUCUGUUUGUGCGGGAAAUUAGAUGUUACACUACACGUAAUCACUAUCACACACAUAAAUGUAUAAGUGUGGUUAGCAAAUAAUUAUUUAAUCAAAUCUACGGUUCAAACCCA
Messenger RNA from Erythranthe guttata (spotted monkey flower), 3191 nucleotides. Its product is annotated as copper-transporting ATPase PAA2, chloroplastic. Gene Ontology annotation, cellular component: membrane. Lineage: Eukaryota; Viridiplantae; Streptophyta; Magnoliopsida; Lamiales; Phrymaceae. The record is from RefSeq and is a predicted model, not a curated record. Gene Ontology annotation, molecular function: copper ion binding; ATP hydrolysis activity; P-type divalent copper transporter activity. Gene Ontology annotation, biological process: monoatomic cation transport; copper ion homeostasis.